AUGGAAGGGAAAGCUUUAGUAUGGUUUCAAGAUUUGGAGGAGUCUGGUAAACUAAACACAUGGGAAGCAUUUGUUAAGGCCUUACUUAUGAGAUUCGGUCCAACCACUUACGAUGAUCCAAUGGAACAGUUGGCUAAAUUGAGUCAAAAGGGGACUGUGGAUGGUUACAAAACUGAUUUUGAAGCCUUAUCUAACAGGCUGCGUGGGUUAUCUGAGGAUUUUAAGCUGAGUUGCUUCCUCAGUGGCCUUCGGGAUGAUAUAAGGGUGUCAGUAAAAAUGUUCUUCCCCACUGAUCUACUCACAGCUUAUGGUCUUGCAAAAAUGCAAGAGGAAAAAAAUUUUCUGAGGAAAAAGGGCUCAUACCGAAACUUUUCAACCCAUUCAACCUCCCAAAACCCUCAACCACCUUAUCUCAAAAAUCCAACACAUAUUCAGCCUACACAUAACCAGCCCAAUCAACCCAAAGCCAUAGUUCCAGUCCAUAAAGUGAGCCAAAGUGAGAUGAGAGAGCGUAGAGCCAAAGGCCUCUGUUAUUCAUGUGAUUCUAAAUGGGCCCCAGGGCACAAGUGUUCCAGCCCCAAACUUUAUUUGAUUGAAGAAAUAGAGAAGAGUUAUGUGGUCGUAGACAUUGACAAUAAGAAGGAAGAGAUGCAGGAGGCUAACCCAAACACUUCAGUUUCAGCUGAAACCCCAGCUAUCACCUUGCAUGCCAUUAUAGGAUCCUUGAAUCCUAAGACUAUGAGAGUGGUGGGCAAAAUUGGUAACCAACCCGUGACUAUCCUCAUUGAUUCCGGAAGUACUCACAACUUCAUAGAUCCCUCCCUACUUUCCAAACUUUCCCUCCCAGUGUUCACUACAGAUAAGGUUAAGGUGAAAAUUGCAAAUGGGGACCAAAUUCAGAGUGAGGGCAGCCUUAAACAUGUGGCAUUGGUUGUCCAAAAUCUGAGAUUUUCUGUGGAUUUGUACUUACUUGUGCUAGUGGGAUGUGAUAUAGUGCUUGGAGUUCAAUGGUUACAAGGGCUUGGGUCAAUAUUAUGGAAUUUCCAUAAUCUGACUAUGCAGUUCACUUACCAUGAUUCUCCUAUUAUUUUGAACGGGCUGAAGGGCAGCAGUUUAAUGGAAGAAGGACUCUUUAACAGACCUACCACUUUGGAAAAAAAGGGUGCGCUCCUCCAACUUAUUGAAAAACCUACCCAAACCCACUCACCCUCCUCGAUAUCUCCACCCAUCCAGCAUCUCCUAGACCUAUACCCAGAUCUCUUUACCUCACCGACUAGCCUCCCCCCACACCGAUCCCAAGACCAUAGUAUUCCCUUAAUACCUGGCACUCAACCAAUUUCUGUGCGACCCUAUCGCUACCCCUAUUUUCAGAAGGAUGAAAUUGAAAAAAUCAUUAAGGAGUUGUUGGAAUCAGGUGUUGUUCGACCCAGCCAAAGCCCUUAUUCAUCGCCGGUUCUGUUGGUAAGGAAGGCCGAUGGCACAUGGCGCUUAUGUGUAGACUACUGUGCCCUAAAUAAUGUCACGGUGAAGGAUAAAUAUCUCAUUCCAGUGGUGGAGGAAUUAAUGGAUGAACUUCAUGGAGCACAAGUGUUUUCUAAGCUGGACUUAAGGUCCGGUUACCAUCAAAUUCGAGUGAAACCUGAAGAUAUUCCUAAGACAGCAUUCAAGACACACGAGGGACACUAUGAAUUUUUGGUGAUGCCUUUCGGCUUAACCAAUGCACCCUCCACUUUUCAGAGCUUGAUGAACCGGGUUUUUAAGCCUCAUUUACGGAAGUUUAUAUUAGUUUUUUUUUAUGAUAUUUUGAUCUAUAGUAGGGAUGAAGAGGCUCACCUACUGCACUUACAACUCACUUUUGAUAUUUUGAGAGCCAACCAGCUAUAUGCUAAGCUGAGUAAAUGUGCAUUUGCCUGCCUGGAGGUUGCAUAUUUAGGCCAUUUGAUUUCUGGCCAGGGAGUGCGGGCUGACCCUGAGAAGAUUAAAGCCAUGUUGAAUUGGCCUCCACCUCAAUCACUUAAGGCGUUGCGCGGUUUCUUGGGCCUCACAGGCUAUUACCGCAGAUUUGUGAAAGGAUAUGAAGCUAUAACAGCAACCUUGACUAAUCUACUCAAAAAAGACAGCUUUACUUGGGAUGAGACAGCCCAAGCAGCCUUUGACAAACUCAAGACAGCCAUGUCUGAACCUCCCGUCUUGGCUCUACCCAAUUUCUUAAAACCCUUUGUUAUUGAAUGUGAUGCUUCCGGGGAAGCCAUAGGGGCCGUACUCAUGCAAGCAGGGAGGCCCAUCGCGUUUUUUAGUCAAGCUUUGAAAGGGAGGUCCCUUCGACUCUCUACCUAUGAAAAGGAAUUUCUGGCCUUAGUUUCAGCAGUCCAAAAAUGGCGCCAUUAUCUAUUGGGCCAGCAGUUUAUUGUCAAGACAGAUCAUCAAAGUUUGAAGUUCUUACUAGACCAAAGAGUGGGCACUGUGAUGCAGCAAAAAUGGAUUGCUAAAUUGAUGGACUAUGACUUUGUGGUGGAAUACAAGAAGGGCAAAGACAAUGUGGUGGCGGAUGCCUUAUCUCGGCAAGGGGUGGACUUGGAAGUGUCUCUAUCUCUAAUUUUAGUUCCAAAUUGGGAUUGGAUGCAUGAAAUACAAUCCCUGUAUUCAAGGGAUGGUAGAGUCAAAGCUUUGUGGGAGAAACACACCCAAGGUCAACUGCAGGCACCUUAUACAGCAAAGAAUGGCAUCUUGUUCUACAAAGGCAGAGUUUAUAUUCCCCCCAUGCCUUACUUCAUUCAUAAACUACUGGAUUUUUUACAUGGAAGUCCCUUAGGGGGUCACUUGGGCUUUGACAAAACCCUAUUUCGAGUGAAGAAGGAUUUUUACUGGCCUGGCCAAAAAAGGGAUGUUCGAAAUUUCCUAAAGGGUUGUGACAUUUGCCAAACUGUUAAGGUCGAUAAUACACUUCCUAGUGGGCUGCUCCAACCACUGCCUGUACCCUCAAUACCAUGGACUAAUAUUACCAUGGACUUUGUAGAAGGUUUACCCGACUCCAAUGGAUUUAAUGCCCCCAUAGCCUAUCAUCCACAGACAGAUGGGCAGUCCGAAGCAGUGAACAAAUGGGUGGAAAAUUACUUAAGGUCUUAUGUGGGUGAUAGACCUAAGGAGUGGUCUAAGUGGAUACCUUUGGCCGAAUGGUGUUAUAAUUCAAACCAACAUGCUUCGAGUAAAGUAACCCCCUUUCAGGCAUUGUAUGGUUACCCUCCUCCGAAACUCGCAAGUUACACACCAGGAACAACAAGAUUAGAGGAGGUGGAGCUUACCUUACGGGAAAGAGACCAACUUUGGGCCCUGUUGAAACACAACUUGGUGAAGUCACAAGAACGAAUGAAACGGUAUGCUGAUAAAAACAUAAAAGAACUACAGUUGGAAGUCGGUGAGUGGGUGUACCUGAAACUUCAACCAUAUAAACAAUCCUCUCUUCGGCAUCACCAUAAUCUGAAAUUAUCACCUCGAUUUUACGGACCCUUCCAGGUGCUUCAAAAAAUUGGUGAAGUCGCAUAUCGUAUUCAGCUUCCCCCUCCAUCUCAGAUUCACAAUGUGUUCCACAUCUCACAAUUAAAGAAAAAACUGGGAAAUCAAGUCAGUAUAUUUUCAACCUUACCACCAACUGACAAGGAUGGCGCCGUAAAACCAGAACCGGAAGAAAUUCUUCAACGCCGACUGAAAAAGGUAAAAAACUUACCUGUGAUGGAGCUUUUGGUCCGCUGGACUGGACAGACACACGAGGAGGCUUCAUGGGAGUCGUAUACGCAGCUAUGCACCGAUUACCCACACCUUGUGGGCAAUGUGUUUUGA
Carya illinoinensis is the source of this 3837-nucleotide messenger RNA. RefSeq lists its product as uncharacterized. The record is from RefSeq and is a predicted model, not a curated record. The transcript is spliced from 2 exons. Gene Ontology annotation, biological process: proteolysis. The coding region runs from base 1 to 3837 and encodes 1278 amino acids. NCBI's taxonomy places the organism in Eukaryota, Viridiplantae, Streptophyta, Magnoliopsida, Fagales, Juglandaceae. Gene Ontology annotation, molecular function: nucleic acid binding; aspartic-type endopeptidase activity.